GCGGAGGCUUGGGGUCUGGGGGAGGAGUUUUGAUGCACGUUUUUGAGGGGAUUGAAGCUGGGGAAAAUUGCCACUCAUGACGAUCAACGUCAACUUCAUGAAACUGAGUAUCACGAAUUGCAAAUUUCACAAGUGCAAAGUAAUUCUGUUUUGAUCUCAUUUUUACCGCAUUACUGAUCGCGAUGGUGGUUGCAGGUGUGAGCGUUGCCCAUGGUGUUGAUGCUCACUGAGAACGCGACCGUGAGCUUAGUGCUUUCAACCAAAGAACACCAAAUUCGACAUCAUGCCUUUCAUCAGAACCUCCAUCUUAUUCUAUUCUCGCUCACUUUAGUAAUAGGUUGUCUUAAAAUGUCUCCAAUGGAGGCGCCGCUGUUCAGAAGCCCGCCACCUGCGGACAGUGCCUUACAGCUGCGAGAUGACAGCCUCAUCAGUGCAAAUGGCCGCCAAUAAUGCCAUCGCUCACGUCAACAACAAAAGCCGGCCCCACGCUUUUCGUUUCUUCUCUGUUCAUCUCACGAUCGAGACGCGGCAAUACUGAACAUCGCUGUGAUAACUCAAACCGACUCCAUCGAAUUCAUGCAUCAAGAUGGAACAGCAUCAUGUCCACCACCAUCAUCACCAUCAUUAUCACUACUACUACAACGACCCUUUUCCGCCUGGCCUACCUCCGAAUGCCCAGGGAAAUGGCGAGCCUCUGAAUCCAGAGGCGGCCGGCCGCGAUGAUGACGAGCCAUCGGCUGAGGAGGAUGGGGAGCACAGUGAGAGGGGUGAUACCGAAGACCAGCACAACCCCGAACGAGCGCCCGCCCAGAGCAAAAGAAUAAGCCUCGAAAAAGCAGCCACAUAA
Fusarium odoratissimum NRRL 54006 is the source of this 847-nucleotide messenger RNA. RefSeq lists its product as uncharacterized. Bases 587 to 847 code for a protein of 86 amino acids. The transcript has a single exon. The record is from RefSeq and is a predicted model, not a curated record. Lineage: Eukaryota; Fungi; Ascomycota; Sordariomycetes; Hypocreales; Nectriaceae.